This is a messenger RNA of Gracilinanus agilis (Agile Gracile Mouse Opossum), 4014 nucleotides long. RefSeq names its product PDS5 cohesin associated factor A (gene PDS5A). Gene Ontology annotation, biological process: DNA repair; mitotic sister chromatid cohesion. The record is from RefSeq and is a predicted model, not a curated record. The coding region runs from base 1 to 4014 and encodes 1337 amino acids. The transcript has 31 exons. Lineage: Eukaryota; Metazoa; Chordata; Mammalia; Didelphimorphia; Didelphidae. Gene Ontology annotation, cellular component: nucleus; chromatin.
AUGGACUUCCCCACUGCACAGCCCAAGCCGCCCACGGCCCUCUGUGGCGUGGUGAGCUCCGAUGGCAAAAUCACCUACCCUCCGGGGGUGAAAGAGAUCACGGACAAGAUCACCAACGACGAGGUGGUCAAACGGCUCAAGAUGGUAGUAAAAACCUUUAUGGACAUGGAUCAGGACUCAGAAGAUGAAAAGCAGCAGUAUCUCCCUCUAGCCUUGCAUCUUGCAUCUGAAUUCUUCCUCAGGAAUCCCAACAAAGAUGUACGUCUUCUUGUAGCAUGUUGUUUGGCUGAUAUUUUCCGAAUAUAUGCUCCAGAGGCACCAUAUACUUCCCAUGACAAACUCAAGGACAUAUUUUUGUUCAUUACAAGACAGCUAAAAGGUUUGGAAGAUACUAAGAGUCCACAAUUUAAUAGAUAUUUUUACUUAUUAGAGAAUUUAGCUUGGGUUAAAUCCUAUAACAUCUGCUUUGAAUUGGAAGAUUGCAAUGAAAUUUUUAUUCAGCUUUUUAGAACUCUCUUCUCAGUAAUCAACAAUAGCCACAAUAAGAAGGUACAAAUGCACAUGUUGGACUUGAUGAGUUCUAUCAUCAUGGAAGGUGAUGGAGUAACUCAAGAAUUAUUGGAUUCUAUUCUUAUUAACCUCAUUCCUGCCCACAAGAACUUAAAUAAACAAGCAUUUGAUCUUGCAAAAGUCCUACUGAAAAGAACAGUUCAGAUCAUUGAGGCAUCCAUUGCCAAUUUUUUCAACCAAGUUCUGGUGUUAGGAAGGUCAUCAGUAAGUGAUUUAUCAGAGCAUGUAUUUGAUCUGAUACAGGAACUUUUUGCCAUAGAUCCUCAUUUAUUGCUCUCUGUUAUGCCACAACUUGAAUUCAAACUAAAGAGCAAUGAUGGAGAAGAACGUUUGGCUGUGGUUCGAUUGCUAGCUAAAUUGUUUGGAUCUAAAGAUUCUGAUUUGGCAACACAGAAUCGACCUCUGUGGCAGUGCUUUCUUGGAAGAUUUAAUGACAUUCAUGUUCCAGUGAGGUUAGAAAGUGUGAAAUUUGCAAGUCACUGUUUAAUGAAUCACCCAGACUUAGCAAAGGACCUUACAGAAUACUUGAAGGUUAGGUCUCAUGAUCCAGAAGAAGCUAUUCGUCAUGACGUCAUUGUUACCAUAAUAACAGCUGGCAAAAGAGACCUUUCUUUAGUCAAUGAUCAGUUACUUGGCUUUGUGAGGGAAAGAACAUUGGACAAACGGUGGAGAGUUCGAAAAGAAGCUAUGAUGGGCCUCGCCCAACUUUAUAAGAAGUACUGUCUUCAUGCAGAAGCUGGGAGGGAAGCUGCUGAGAAAGUGAGCUGGAUAAAGGAUAAACUUUUGCACAUAUAUUAUCAAAAUAGCAUUGAUGACAAGUUGUUGGUAGAAAAAAUCUUUGCUCAGUACCUUGUUCCUCACAAUCUUGAAACAGAAGAAAGAAUGAAAUGUUUAUAUUAUUUGUAUGCCAGCUUGGAUCCAAAUGCUGUAAAGGCACUCAAUGAAAUGUGGAAGUGCCAGAAUCUACUCAGGAGUCAUGUACGGGAGUUACUGGAUUUGCACAAACAGCCACCCUCAGAAGCUAAUAGUUCUGCCAUGUUUGGAAAGCUGAUGACCAUAGCGAAGAAUUUGCCUGAUCCUGGAAAAGCUCAAGAUUUUGUGAAAAAGUUCAAUCAGGUCCUUGGGGAUGAUGAAAAACUUCGGUCUCAGUUAGAAUUACUAAUCAGCCCUACAUGUUCAUGUAAACAGGCAGAUGUCUGUGUGAGAGAAAUAGCUCGGAAACUUGCAAACCCCAAGCAGCCAACUAAUCCAUUCCUUGAGAUGGUCAAAUUUCUUUUGGAAAGAAUUGCACCUGUGCACAUUGACUCAGAAGCUAUCAGUGCACUAGUAAAGCUGAUGAACAAGUCAAUAGAAGGAACUGCUGAUGAUGAAGAGGAGGGUGUAAGUCCAGAUACAGCAAUUCGUGCAGGACUUGAACUACUUAAGGUUCUAUCUUUCACACAUCCUACCUCGUUUCACUCAGCAGAGACAUAUGAGUCCCUGCUGCAGUGCCUCAGAAUGGAAGAUGACAAAGUAGCAGAAGCCGCCAUACAGAUUUUUAGGAAUACGGGACACAAAAUAGAAACAGACCUUCCACAAAUAAGAUCCACCUUGAUUCCUAUUUUACAUCAGAAAGCAAAGAGAGGUACUCCACACCAAGCAAAACAAGCUGUCCAUUGUAUCCAUGCCAUAUUCACAAAUAAAGAAGUACAGCUUGCACAGAUUUUUGAGCCUCUCAGUAGGAGUCUGAAUGCUGAUGUUCCGGAACAGCUUAUAACCCCAUUAGUUUCAUUGGGCCAUAUUUCCAUGUUAGCACCAGAUCAGUUUGCUUCACCAAUGAAAUCUGUAGUAGCAAAUUUUAUCGUGAAAGAUCUUCUAAUGAAUGACAGGUCAACAGGUGAGAAGAAUGGAAAAUUAUGGUCUCCAGAUGAAGAAGUUUCCCCAGAAGUACUAGCCAAAGUUCAAGCAAUUAAGCUUCUUGUGAGAUGGCUAUUAGGGAUGAAAAACAACCAGUCCAAGUCUGCCAAUUCAACCCUUCGGUUAUUAUCAGCAAUGUUGGUUAGUGAAGGGGAUCUGACAGAACAAAAGAGAAUCAGUAAAUCUGAUAUGUCUCGUUUGCGACUGGCUGCUGGUAGUGCCAUAAUGAAGCUUGCUCAGGAGCCUUGUUACCAUGAAAUUAUUACACCAGAACAGUUCCAGCUCUGUGCACUUGUUAUUAAUGAUGAGUGCUACCAAGUGAGGCAGAUAUUCGCUCAAAAACUGCAUAAGGCACUUGUGAAGUUACUACUCCCAUUGGAGUAUAUGGCAAUCUUUGCACUGUGUGCCAAAGAUCCUGUGAAAGAGAGGAGAGCCCAUGCUCGACAGUGUUUGCUAAAGAACAUCAGCAUACGAAGGGAAUAUAUUAAACAGAAUCCCAUGGCUACUGAAAAGCUAUUAUCCCUGCUGCCUGAAUAUGUAGUUCCAUAUAUGAUUCACUUGCUGGCACAUGACCCAGAUUUUACAAAACCUCAAGAUGUUGAUCAACUUCGUGAUAUCAAAGAGUGCCUGUGGUUCAUGCUUGAAGUUUUAAUGACAAAGAAUGAGAAUAACAGCCAUGCCUUUAUGAAGAAGAUGGCAGAAAAUAUCAAGUUAACCAGAGAUGCCCAGUCUCCUGAUGAGCCUAAGACUAAUGAAAAACUUUAUACAGUAUGUGAUGUUGCUCUUUGUGUUAUAAAUAGUAAAAGUGCAUUAUGCAAUGCAGAUUCACCAAAGGACCCAGUCCUCCCAACCAAAUUUUUCACUCAACCUGAAAAGGAUUUCUGUAAUGACAGGAGUUAUAUUUCUGAAGAGACAAGAGUUCUCCUUUUAACAGGAAAGCCAAAACCUGCUGGAGUACUAGGUGCUGUGAACAAGCCUUUAUCAGCAACAGGAAGGAAACCUUAUGUCAGAAGCACAGGAACAGAACCUGGAAGCAAUAUUAAUGUAAACUCAGAGCUGAACCCUUCAACAGGAAAUAGAUCAAGGGAACCAAGUUCAGAAGCUUCAGAAACUGGAGUUAGUGAAAAUGAGGAGAAUCCUGUUAGAAUCAUCUCAGUCACACCAGUUAAGACGGAGCCUGUAAAAAAUAAGGAGAUUAACUCUGAUCAGGCUACCCAAGGCAACAUCAGUACUGACCGAGGAAAGAAAAGAACAGCAACAGCUUCUGGAGCAGAGAAUAUCCAACAGAAAGCAGAAGAAAAAGUAGAUGAGACAGGACCACCUGCCCCUCCCAAGGCUAGGCGAGGACGUCGGCCCAAGACUGAAUCUCAGAGCAGUGCAACAAAAAAUGACGAGACAAAUAAAGCAGCGGGUAGGGGAAGAAAGAGGGCCGCAGGUGGUCAGGAGAGCCCAGGGGGGCUGGAGGCAAGCAAUGCCAAAGCACCUAAACUACAAGAUGUAGCCAAAAAAGCAGCACCAGCAGAGAGGCAAAUUGAUUUACAAAGGUAA